UUCCACCUACAUCCAUCCCAUUUAUAUCCAAUUCAAUUUCCUUCUUUCCUUCUUCAUAGAGAUAGAGAGAGAGAGAUGAAUAAAAAAGCGAAACAACAAAACCGGUUUGUCCGCAUAAUCACCACUCCAUACCGGGCCUUACGCAAGGCCCGUGACUUCUACGUCAGAAACAUGCUCGACUGCGCGAAUUCGAACGCGAUCGGGCUGCAGAGCUCCGGGCAGAGCGGGCCGGCCCUGCCUCGGAGCUUCAGCACGUCGUCGUCGGCCUCCCGCGACGACGACGCGGACUUCCGCGAGCUGGUCCGGGCCCGGACCAUCGGGGUCGAGAAUCUCGACGCCUACAUCAAGCAGGAGCGGAAGGCGAAGCACGGGCCGCCCCGAGUGUUGCCGCCGCGAAGCGCCAGCGUGGCAAUGGGGAGGAUUGAUGAGGAGAAGCCAAGUGGAUUCUUUGGCGAAGAUAUUAAAAUUGUCCGUCGGAAAUUCUGCCACUGUGCAGUGGGAAGUCCGUAUGACGUGGCAGUGCAGUGGGAAGUCCGUAUGACGCGGCAGAAGGUGUUUUUGAGAAUUCUGCGGAGAAUUCCGCCGGGAGCUCCGUGCCACUGCUUAUGCUCUUAGCUGAAUGUGGGAGCAU
Messenger RNA from Salvia splendens (bonfire salvia), 631 nucleotides. RefSeq lists its product as uncharacterized. NCBI's taxonomy places the organism in Eukaryota, Viridiplantae, Streptophyta, Magnoliopsida, Lamiales, Lamiaceae. The transcript is spliced from 2 exons. The record is from RefSeq and is a predicted model, not a curated record. Bases 76 to 615 code for a protein of 179 amino acids.